Molecule: messenger RNA, 327 nt
Organism: Morchella sextelata
Lineage: Eukaryota; Fungi; Ascomycota; Pezizomycetes; Pezizales; Morchellaceae
Exons: 1
Coding region: 1-327 (108 amino acids)
Source: RefSeq, a predicted model, not a curated record
AUGUACAUCUCCGCCCCCUUGCACACCCCCUUUCCACCCUCCUACCCGCACGCCCACGCACCCGCGCACGUCUCCCUCCGUCGCCGCCUCAUCACCUCGCUCAAAGACUUUGCCCAGCGCCGCCUUCCACCCCGCCUUGCCCGCUUUAUCCCCCGCUCCACACAAACCACAGCUCAUGCUGCCCAUGCAUAUUACACCACACCAGAGAUCCCGCUGCGCUCCCCGGAGAGGGGGAGGACGAGGGAGCCGAAGUCGGCGAGGUUGAGGAGGCAGGGGUAUGAUUCGGGGCUGCCGGUGUGGUUGGCGUGGGCGGCGGGGGGAAAAUAG